AUGCUUAAUCUUUUAUCAAAUACGUUAUUUUCAAUGGAUUUAGCUAGCUAUAGUUCUUCGACGUCUCAAGAGUUGAACGACGUCGUAGUAGCUAUCUUGAAUGAUGCUGGAAGGCCUAAUCUUGCAGACUAUUUUCCCAUCUUUAAGUUUUUGGAUCCGCAUGGUGUCCGCCGAAGGAUGAAGGCUAAUUUUGAUAGAUUACUAGAAAUCUUUGAUGGAAUUAUCGACAAGCGGAUGCAACAAAGUUAUUCGUCUUCUAAUACUAGCGGCGAUGUACUGGAUUCACUUCUUAUUCUCGCCGGAGAGAGGGAUUCUGGUUUGACCAUUUUUGAUAUAAAGCAUAUGCUUAUGGACUAUUUUAUUGCGGGAACUGAUACGAGCACGAGAACCCUAGAGUGGUCAAUGGCGGAGUUGCUCCAUAAUCCAGAAAAACUUGCAAAACUAAAAAAUGAGCUUAAAGAAGCAGAAGGCACACUUCAAGAAUCCGACUUUUCAAAAUUUCCUUAUCUACAAGCAACAAUUAAAGAAACCCUUCGACUGCAUCCACCAGCCCCGUUCUUGAUCCCACGUAAAGCUGAAUCUGAAGCUGAGAUUUGUGGCUUCAAGAUACCAAAGAAUGCCCAGAUACUAGUAAAUGUGUGGGCUAUGGGAAGAGAUGAAAACAUAUGGAAAAACGCAAAUAAAUUUGAGCCUGAAAGGUUUUUGGAUAGCAAAAUUGAUGUGAAAGGGAAAGAUUUCGAGUUGAUUCCAUUUGGAGGUGGGAGAAGGAUAUGCCCUGGAUUGUCUUUGGCAUAUAGAAUGUUGCACUUAAUGUUGGCUUCUCUUAUUCACUCGUUUGAUUGGAAACUAGCAGAUGGUGUUACACCAAAAGAUAUGAAUAUGAGCGAAGGUUUUGGCCUCACUUUACACAAGACUGAGCCUCUUCGAGCUGUACCUUAUCACUAGCUUGUGUUGGCUUUUGUUUUAGUUAUAUUAUGUUACUACUUCAUUUUAUAAAUUCAGUUAUGCAUUGUUAUGUUCGACUUCUAAACAAUAUGUUUGUUAAGAACAUGUUCAAAACAAAUUAUAUUCAAUAACAAGAACAUGUUACAUCA
Molecule: messenger RNA, 1094 nt
Organism: Mercurialis annua (annual mercury)
Lineage: Eukaryota; Viridiplantae; Streptophyta; Magnoliopsida; Malpighiales; Euphorbiaceae
Product: geraniol 8-hydroxylase-like
Exons: 2
Coding region: 1-945 (314 amino acids)
Molecular function (GO): iron ion binding; heme binding; monooxygenase activity
Source: RefSeq, a predicted model, not a curated record